CUAGGUCCAGUCAGCGCAGGUUUGCCGAUGCCAGCGCGGCGCUUGUGAUCCUAGUCCGCGGCACAGUCAUCCGCGCGCCAUUACACACACAAUCGGAGCACAGAUCGAAGUUCCAAGCUCUUCUCGCGCCAGCGCUCGCCAAAUGCCUCCUCUUUGAUCCAUUCCAGGGUUUCUAGAGCUAAAAGGAUUUCUUCCCAGAUGGGUUCUGGCGACGCGCCCCCUUCCAGUGCGAAAGCUUCAAAGGCAGCGCCGCCGCCUCCUCCUCCACCUCCUCCUCCUCCUCCGGCCACUUCUUCUUCCCAGGAAACUCACACUCCAACCUCGUGGCCACAAGGAUACUAUCCUCCUCCUCCAGCGCCGGGGGGAGCACCACAAGCUGGCUACUUUCCUGUGUGGCAUGGACAACAUAUGCAGCCUAUGAUGUAUGGACAUUACGCAAUGUACCCGCAUGGAGGCUACCCAUACGGUCUCGCUGGAAUGGCGUCUCCUCCCGGCAGUGGAAAUGACGGGGCUGCGGAAGGCAAGUCAUCCAAAAGUAAGAAAAGGAAGACGAAACCAGAAGCUGCUGUUGACAAAGCAAUUGCCCCGAGAACCGAGGAGAGCGACAGUGAUGGUUCUCCCAGUGGAAACAGUGACGAGGACAAGACGGAGAACAAGAAAAACAGUAGCGAGCAAGGGACAGAGACAACUAAUGGGUUUCAGUACACAGGUGUAGAUUUCUGGAAUGGUGGUCAGGGAAAGCAGCGUGCGUCCGGAGCUAUCGUUCCAGCCGGGGCCCUGGAAUCUGACAUGAUGUUACAAGAUGAACGCGAACUUAAGCGUCAGCGUAGGAAGCAAUCUAACAGGGAAUCAGCAAGGCGCUCGAGGCAAAGAAAACAAAAAGAAUGUGAGGAACUGAGCCACAAAGUGGAAGAUCUAACCCAAGACAAUGAGAGGCUGAAAGCUCAGCUAGCAGAUGUCCAGGAAAUAAAGCGGCAACUCGAAGAGGAGCGCGACUCUUACCUGGAGCAACUCCAAGCUUUGCAGCAGCACGGGGACUCUCCCAAAGCCGCCGAGCUACACAAAGGCAAGCAAAGGGACCAGCAAGGCUCUAGCUCGCCCAUUGUACAAAACAAUCAGCAGCAGCAUCUGCCAGAGAUUGGAUAGCAACGAAAGCGCAAAAGCAUCUAUAGAGUGUACUAUGACAGAACCAAACACGUUUAAAAGCUUCCCUUAUAACA
This is a messenger RNA of Selaginella moellendorffii, 1220 nucleotides long. Its product is annotated as G-box-binding factor 1. Lineage: Eukaryota; Viridiplantae; Streptophyta; Lycopodiopsida; Selaginellales; Selaginellaceae. Gene Ontology annotation, molecular function: sequence-specific DNA binding; DNA-binding transcription factor activity. The record is from RefSeq and is a predicted model, not a curated record. Bases 199 to 1146 code for a protein of 315 amino acids. Gene Ontology annotation, biological process: regulation of DNA-templated transcription. Gene Ontology annotation, cellular component: nucleus. The transcript has 12 exons.